AAGUGCAAACAAGAGCAGGUUCCGUUCACCAUCCCCUGAAACCGUGAAUACGAGUAGCUCUGUGUGGAAAACACUGACUGGUUGAGAGAAUGUCCACCAUUUGCCUCCUCCAAGAGAAGCACUUUCUGUGCUUCUUGUGCAGAGACAUCUUCACCAACCCAGUGACCAUACCGUGUGGACACAGCUACUGCUUGUCCUGCCUCAGCCACUACUGGGGACGGCACCAGGUCAAAUACUGCCCCGACUGCAGACGAGUGUUUCCUGACAAGCCUGACCUCAGUGUCAACCGCGUUCUGGCUGAUGUUUCUGAGAAGUACAGAAAGACUCGACCUCAGAGAGAACCGAAGGAGGAGAUGCUUAUAGAUGUUGAACAAAUGAUUCAGGAUAGACUGCAGAAGAUAGAAAGGCUAAAAAACUCUCUGGCCUCUCAAAAGAGCUCUUACCUCCGUGAGGUGCGGGAGAGCCAGAAGGUCUUCUCGGAGCUCGUGAGCUCCAUGGAGAGGACCCACAAAGCAGUGGUGUUUGCUAUCGAGGAGAAGCAGAGGGAGGAGGAGAGGAGAGUGGAAACACUGGUGAAAGAGCUCAAACAGGAGAUCCAGCAGCUGAGGAUGCACUCUGACGACGCCGAUCCUCUGGUUCCUGAUCUGACUGAUGACAUAAAACAAGUCAUAGCACCCUCAGAGAUGAUGGACUGGUCCAGGGUUACUGUAGAGACAGACCCUUGUGUUGGACUUACCAGAAGAGCCCUGUCAGACGUCCUGGAGAAAAUAAAAGCAGAAGUCAACAGGCUUUCUAAAGCUGAGCUCAAGAGAAUACAGAGAUAUACAGUGGACAUCAACCUGAGUUCAAAGACAGCCCACCCUUUUCUCGCUGUCUCGGACAACAGGAAACAAGUGAGGCACACAGACAAGCUCCAGGAGGUACCGGAUAACCCCAAACGCUUCGACCGCGUGGCCAACGUGCUGGCCAAGGAAUGCUUCAACGUGGGCAGGUUCUACUGGGAGGUGGAAGUCGGGGAAAAGAUCGAGUGGAACCUGGGUGUCGUCAGAGAGACCGUAAACAGGAAGGGCAAGUUCACCGUCUGCCCAGCCAACGGGUUCUGGACUGUAAGCCUGAAGGCUGGAGGCCAGUAUGUCGCCAACACAUCUCCGGUCAGCGUGGUGGCUCUGGAGCACCGGCCUCGGAAAGUGGGCGUCUAUUUGGACUACACAGAAGGCCGCGUGUCGUUCUUCUGUGCAGAGUCUGGAGUCCACAUCCACACGUUCACGGAUAAAUUUACUGACAGGCUUCAUCCGUUCUUCAGUCCCGGCCGACUUCACGGGGGCAAAAAUGCUGCUCCGCUCAUGAUAUCGACGAGUUUUUGUAACAUCUAAACAACUGUUCUUUUUAUUUAUCCUCUAAGUAUUUAAUCACUCUUGUCGAUUUAUUUAUUAAUUUGAAAAAUCUUGAAUGAACUACAUGUUUAAUGUCUGAACAAUAAAGAUGAAAGAGAGAAACAAA
This is a messenger RNA of Austrofundulus limnaeus, 1500 nucleotides long. It is a transcript of the gene btr02, whose product is annotated as bloodthirsty-related gene family, member 2. Bases 90 to 1373 code for a protein of 427 amino acids. Gene Ontology annotation, molecular function: protein binding. NCBI's taxonomy places the organism in Eukaryota, Metazoa, Chordata, Actinopteri, Cyprinodontiformes, Rivulidae. The transcript has 7 exons. The record is from RefSeq and is a predicted model, not a curated record.